AUGUAUCACAACACCCAGGUCUACUUCCGCUCUCAAACAGACCGAGACACUAUACUGGCGCAAAAAGUAACGGAUGUGAUAGACGGUAAAGUAAAAAUUGCCAUGGAUACAGUGAGUCCGCAUACAUGGGCGAUUCGGUUUCCGGCUGCUGCUGGAAAAAAACAAUCGCCUGUGAAUCUGAACACCGGAGCCAUGCAAUAUGAUGCAUCAUUGAAACCUUUACAGAUAGAUUUUAAAGGAGUAGAAAACCAAACGGUUGACAUGAAAGCUCACAAUUUUCAAGUAAAAAUCGGAGGGAAGGCAGUAUUACGUGGUGGACCGUUGGAACAUGACUAUCAUCUGACUCAGUUUCAUUUUCACUGGGGGUCCGGAAACACUUGGGGGUCAGAGCAUCAUGUGAAUGGAGUGAGCAGUCCAGCAGAAUUGCAUUUGGUUUUCGCCAAUUCCAAAUACAGUCAGAAUGAAGUGCUCACUGAGCAACCGGACGGUUUGUCUGUAGUUGGCGUAUUUCUUCAGCUGGGCACACAAACAAAUCCAGCUCUGGAGCAGCUGUGCAAAGUGCUACCUACGAUGAACAAAGGUGACUCGAAGGUUAUUGAGCCUAGACUACCACUACAGUCCCUCAUUCCAAUGGAUAGUCGUAUCAUGGAACCGAAUCAUUCAAAAAACGUACUGCGUACCUACUGA
Messenger RNA from Echinostoma caproni, 687 nucleotides. Lineage: Eukaryota; Metazoa; Platyhelminthes; Trematoda; Plagiorchiida; Echinostomatidae. The record is from the annotation of a GenBank genome assembly.